AAAAAAAAAAAGAAAAAAAAAAAAAACUUUUGCGAUUAUGUUUACCGUUACUUUUUGUUUGGUUACUGAGAAAAUACGAGAUGGGAAGUGAAAAGAAAGUUCGUGAUUUGCUUUCUGAGUUUUAUGUUUGUUGUCGUGCUUGAAUGCAGAGGACUCGACGAAGCAGUUGUCCAGGGAGAUAUCUUCUAUAUUGUCCGGUAUGUGUUUGUGAAAUUUACUCUGAGAGUUUUAAAUUGUUUAAAGUCUUAAAAUUUUUGGGGGUCCUUGAUUUUGAGAUAACGGAUUACUUUGAAAGUGGAAGUUUGAAUUUUUAUAAGGAUUUCGUAACCUGGGUAGUUGUACACUUGUACUCUGUUGUAGCUAUGCUAUUUUAUUUGAGAAAUUCACUUACUCAGCUAUGGCUCAAAUAGUCAAAUGGUACUUCUUUCGUUUAAAUAAGUUGUGGGUUUAAGAUCCAUUGGGUGUCUGUGUAACUUAAAAAUGUAAGUAAGAAUGUCCAUUUUCUAGGGAAACAAGGUGAGCUUAUUAUGAAUUCUCUUUUGGGUUUAGUUUCAUUAGGUUGACAACGUGAAAGAAUCUAGGAGAGUUAAUUUUUUCCAUGUGAUUGUGAUAUAUUUCUAAAUUACUUCCCUGAAAAUUACGGGAGCUAGAAGAAGAUAAGAAUUUGGUAAUUUCGUUAUGACUGCCAUCCUAUUUGGGUCGAUUGGCUGCAUUUAAUGUUUUAGCCAACAAAUUUAAAGAAACAAAAUAUGUCGUCGUGGGUGAAAAGGCAAAGGCUCAAUUCAUGCGUGACUCCAGGAAGCACAUUGAUAUAUCCAUAACUGAGUUGCAGAAGAAUCCUCUAAAUUAUACACAGGAAAAUUUCUGGGAGAUGGGUGAUAUAUGUCCUUGUGGACCUUGCACUGAAAUACAUAUGAUAGAAUUCAUAUCAUAAUAGGGAAAGUGAUGGUUCUUUAAAACCCCUGCCUGCUAAGCAUGUUGAUACGGGCAUAGGUUUCAAAAGGUUGAUUUCUAUAUUUUCAGUUCAAAUUACUAAUAAAAAAAAAUAUUUUCAGCUCUAAUUAUCCAUUGUAUUUGUACAGUUUUUUUAUUGUGUUAAAAGAGUAGUUGAUUGGUUGUUGUAAAUUUAAUUAGGAAUUGCACAAUUGUGUUACAUUAUUUUGAAUUAGGUUAUUAAAUUUUGAUCAAUGUAAAAAGUGCAUCCAAAUUUAUUUAUUUAUUUAUUUUAAAGAAAAUACUAAUUUCAACGUUUACAAACCGUUGAAAUUUAUCUCAAGAUAUCCUUUAUCGACCGUUGAGUACAUGUAGAAAAAAGUAAUAAGCAUCUUUAUGUGUUUAUGUUUCAACGGCUUUUAAUAAUACUUUGACGUUUAUUAACCGUUGAUAAAAGUGUAACUUUUUUUUCGACGGUUGCAUAGGCCGUAGAAAAAAAUUUUCGACAUAGUUUUUAAUGACGGUUUUCAACGGUUUUUAGUACUUCUUUCAACGGUUUCAGCCGUUGAAAAUAACCAAAUUUCUUGUAGUGUAUAUAUGUAUGUAUUUCAGCUUUGCUUUGAUUUGAUUCAAAAGUGGAUUAGGAGAAAUCCUAAAGCUUCCAUUUGCACCGCUGAAGGAGUUCACGAAUUCAAGAAUAUUGCUAUCUUCCAGGACUAUCAUGGCUUCAAGGAGUUUAGACAAGCUGUAGCAAACUUUAUGAGUAAAGCAAGAGGUGGUAGGGUCACAUUUGAUCCAAGCCGCAUAGUCAUGAGUGGUGGAGCUACUGGAGCAAACGAGACAGUCAUGUUUUGCCUGGCCAAUCCUGGUGAUGCUUUCCUUGUACCCUCACCAUGUUAUCCAGUGUUUCCACGUGAAGGGUUGAUAUCAAACCUGAUUUUCUGCGAGACCCAUCUGGAUGACUCCUUCACAAUUAUCAAUAGGGUGAUAUAUAUGGGUUGUUAUCAUAUGCCUUCCACCCAUCAAACAGAAGAUCAAAUCAAGAAAUUUUGUGGCUAGAAAAACCUGGUAAGCCAAACAAUGAUAGUUGUACGCACAUUUUCUUUUUCUCUGGGCUAAUUUUUAACAUCAGAAGAUCAAAUCAAGAUAUUGUGUGGCUCAGAAAAAUCUGCUAUUAAGCCAAACAAUUAACCUGACGGCAGUAAAAGUGAUGCUUUAAAGUGUUCAAGGACCCACAAUCUUGCAUUCCCCAAUUUCAAUUUCAAUGUUUUUCUCAUUGCAUCCGCAUCCACUAUCUUUUCUUUUCCUAGCUACUUGUUAUUACAGUAAAGGCCUAAUUGCUUUUUACGAACAAUGCAAUUCCCAUUUUGUUGGACCGUCAACAUUACAUGACAAAUGAACAUUGGACCAUGGACGGCACGGUAACAUGGUUCAUAUCUGGCACAUAGAAGAAUUUUUGAAUGAAGCAGUACUGUAGUACUAUAGCUGAAUUAAUUUAAUGAUCCACGUUUGCUUGUUUACGCGGUAGAUAUCUUUGAAUAGCAAUGAUAAACGUGGUUGUCAUGUCACACUCUCAUUUCUAAGUUUCCUCUAAGGUCUAUGUAUAUAUAUAUUGUUGGCGUGAGCUGUCAGUGACUGGAGAAAUCGUAGGCCAGUUUGUUUAGAAUCCCUCCUCUUGAGGGUCAACCAUUAUAGUAGCCAUAAUUUGUGUAUAGCCUAGUUUAGCUUCUAGAUCCUUCUCUUUGUAUUGCUAUAUAACCAUACUUGUUUCUGUAAAGAAAUAUAAUGAAAUAUACGAGCAAUCAUUUUGACAU
Molecule: messenger RNA, 2747 nt
Organism: Quercus lobata
Lineage: Eukaryota; Viridiplantae; Streptophyta; Magnoliopsida; Fagales; Fagaceae
Product: 1-aminocyclopropane-1-carboxylate synthase 1-like
Exons: 5
Coding region: 1531-1992 (153 amino acids)
Biological process (GO): amino acid metabolic process; biosynthetic process
Molecular function (GO): transaminase activity; pyridoxal phosphate binding
Source: RefSeq, a predicted model, not a curated record